AUGUCGGACACCAUGAUACAUAUGCGGGAAGCCAUUGCCACUAAUGGUUACCCACAAAUAUGGCAAUCUUCAUACUGCAAUGGUUAUGAGCAUCUAUCAUCUAACUUGGCCCUCACUGUCCCUAUGGUCACAUUGUCCAACUCGAUCCGACAAUCGGGACCGCCAUCGACGGACUGCACCACCCGAUCCUUUUCCCCCCUGCUAACCAACUCUGACAUCUUCAAUGUGCUCGUGGUGAUAAUCUACUCUCUGCAUUUGCAAGAACAGCCCUCUGGGACGCGCGCAACGCCCGCAGCAGAUAUCUCACCCUUCGGAAGGCCCUGCCUUAGUGGGCUGUCGGCGGGAUGGGGCACCUGGGUACUCGGGAGGCCGCCAUAUGUGCGGCAGCGCGAGCACUCCCCGUGGGUGGUUGUGGUGAGGGGUGGCGGAAUCGGAGACUGCAGGAUGCUGAGAGGGGGUGCUGAGGGCCUGUCUGACGUGCUUGUUAUUACUCUGCAUGUACCUUGCUGUACGGAGUCUAAACAUCGCAUUCAAAAAAAGGUCUGGUCAAUGCCUCAAACACGCUCGACUGCUGCUGUUGGCCAUGGACAAGCUCGCGACAUCAAGCCCAGGGUCUUGGUCGCUUCAGUAGCAACUCCCGUCUCUUUCUCUGCGUUCUCUGCCGUACACCGAGCUGAACUUAAAGAAACAUGGGAAAUCCAUCCGAGAAUACCAUCUCUUGCAUCGCGCAAGGCGUGGGCAGAGGCUCGCGGCAUCGACCCAGGGCAGGUGCACGCCUGGUUUUCGCGCCGGAAAUACAGGGCAACCAAAAAAGGAGAACGAGUGCUAGAUGGCGAGUACGAUCUUCCUAUCAGCCUUAAAGACCAGAAAACAAGCUCUUGCACGGGUACGAAACGCAAGCAGGCUGCCGUGAAGCGGGAACGUUCUCCGACCCCAACGCUCGACUAUCCGAGAAGGAAACGCCAACGAGCGACACCUGCAGCUGAUGCCGGAUCGUCGUUUAUAUCCAAAUCUACGCAGAAAAACGCUGGGUCUCAACCAAGUGAUCCAGCUAUGGAGGCGUCUGCUCACAUACCGCAUACUCGCGCUCACGACAAGAAGGCACACCCGUUGUGCCUCAUAUGCUCUGGGGUACAACUACCUUCUGUCUCAAGAUUGCCUUCGUCAGGACCUGUGCUAUCCCCGCCGAGCUCUUUCUACUCUGUGCCUGAACUCUCCUUUGAUUUUCCUUCCUCUGACUUUGACUUUGACGGUCCAUCCACUCCCAGAGGUCUCGAACAUGACAAUGACUCUGCUAUAGUGCUUCCUAUCGAUGAGAAUAUUGACGAUGACGCAUACACCCACUCGAGUGCCGCCAAGAACCAGAAUCUUGACUAUCUGAAGCAAAUGCCUACCGCGCAUACCCUCUCUGAGGAUAUUUCUUCACCGAAAGCUGUAACUUCGUAUCUGCCUCCGCGUCAAAGGCGCAAACGUAUUACGUUCGACGACAAGACUGGUCCUAAAGGUGGCUAUGGCUCUUCUGGGUCUUCUGCUCCGCUGAACCCCUCUGUAACCAACUUUGGCCAUGAUGUGCCUACUGCCCCUGAAGAGUAUUCUCAUGUCCAUGCGAAGAAUCAGACAAAGCCUACGGCAGAUCGCUAUGGUGCUCGCCACGAUGCUGCGUGCAGCAGUACCACUGACGACCAUGGUACACUGCGCAACUCUGUUCUAGGCUCGAAUCCUACAUCGAUACCUGCUGUUCUUAAUGCAGAAACGAACAAUACGAGGCUUAGAGAAAGUUCCACAGCACAAGGGUACCAGAGUGGGGCUCCAAACACCGCAACUAUUAAGACUCAGAAGAUUUCAUGGCGAAAGCUGGUUAUUGCUACUGCGACCAUGGAGAUGACGCAGAAGGACAACAGGCGGAAGACUAAAGGCACCCAACCAACACGCGCUGCACAAGCGGGGGCUCCACCAACGAAGACGAAGGCCGCGAAAACAAAAGGCAAGGAUAACCCGCCGAUAAACACAGCGCACUUGCAAGAGGGUCCAUCUUCAAGCGUGCAUCCAUCUACCUCGCAAGUUAGAGCGAUCGCUGGCGAAGCCGGUCAAGGAGAUGAGGCUGUCACCGGCCUCUGUGAGCGCUUCGAGAGCCUCAGAGUCGGUCCGAAACGAAGAAGGAAGAAGACUUCGGGUGGCACCGCCAAGGCGGCGGUGAAGACGGAACCUCAACCGAUGCCGCUCCCCGUGGCGACUGGCCAACCGGUGACAGCGAAGAAGCCCAAGAAAGGAAAAAGACAACAGGGGGUUACACAGAAAUCGCAGGCGGUCGGGCAAGGUUUGCAGAAGGCCAAGAUGCAAGUCGACAAGAUGCGUGCAGGACAUAAGGAGAUUCGUAAGUAUUCUCGAUUACCCAAGACCGCGGGCGAGGGACAGUGGAGGACCAAGGCUAUCGAACCCAUCGACGUCUCGAUAAUCCCUGCACAAGUCGACCGCCGGCCAACUACUCCUUCACCCACUGCAAAUGCGUCAUCAAAUAUUAUGUUCCGGAAUUCGCCGUUCCGGCCUCCGCGUCCCUACACGUAUUCGCAGGAGGCGCUCGCGGCCUUCAACGAGAUUGUAUGGAUCGAGGACGGGUUCAACGCGAUGGAACUCAGUGCGUUGGUCAAGCUGGCAGCGGGCUCGGCGCAGGAUGAAGCUUCCAGCAAGCUGGUGACUCGCUCGUGUGGUGCCCAAGAGGGCCCAUUUGCUCCGCCUGAUCUGUCUCAUUUGCAGGGGUUGGCCUGGCGGAACAACCCUGCAGUAUACCUAUACACUGACGUUGACAUGCCGCAGGAAGUUAGGUCGCUGUUCGGGAUUGAAGAGAAGGUGGCGAUCGAGUGGAUCGAGGCAAGUGACCGUGUCAAUCGUGAAGUUGGGCUCGUGGUGUAA
Molecule: messenger RNA, 2910 nt
Organism: Postia placenta MAD-698-R-SB12
Lineage: Eukaryota; Fungi; Basidiomycota; Agaricomycetes; Polyporales; Adustoporiaceae
Exons: 14
Coding region: 1-2910 (969 amino acids)
Molecular function (GO): DNA binding
Source: RefSeq, a predicted model, not a curated record